AUGGGUCGAGGAAUGGGUCGAGCUUAUUUCUUCGUAUGUUUCAACACAGCUAGGGUUUUCUCACUCUCUCUCACUCCCACUCUCACUCCAGAUCAGAGUUCCGAUAAGAGAUGUAUAGAUAACACACUGGAUGAGUUCCGAUUAGAGAACACAGUGGAUGGGGAGGGUUGUGAACAGUGGAUGAGUUCUAGAUUCUCUGUUCCAGCAUCGAAAGCAACUAGAGAUCAGAGUUCUCCAGCGAUCUCAUUGGCGCUUAACACAGUUCUCCAACGUGGGGUUGUUGUUGUCCUUGAUCUUAGGUACAAACUUAGUGUGUUGGAGUUUCAUUUUGAUAAACUUUAUGGAGAUACAGCUGAGGAGGAAAUUGUGAAGAUUCGCCAACUUUGUUAUGAUUUGUUGCAAGAGUAUCAAAGAAAACUUAGUUUGGGAACUGAUGCUAAUGUUGAAUCUGCUACAAGUUCAAAUUUUGGGGAUUCAGAGGUAGUUUCAGAUUAUGAUUUGUUUAUUAGUAGAAAGCGAAGAAAAAAAGUCAACAAUGUAACAUCAGAGUUGGACCAUUAUUUAGAAGAGGAUGUUGUGACAAGAACUCCCAAUUUUGAUGUGUUGACUUGGUGGAAAUCAAAUGCAUCGAAGUAUCCAACCUUACAGGCAAUAGCUAGGGAUUUUUUAGCUAUUCUGGUAUCUACUGUUGCUUCUGAGUCUGCAUUUAGCACUAGUGGUAGGUUGGUGAGCCCGUAUCGAAGUAGACUUCAUCUAGAUACUUUGGAAGCAUUAAUGUGUGCACAGAGUUGGUUAUGGGCUAUAGAGAUGCAAGGAAAUUCAACAUUAGAAUCAGUUGGUUACGCCACUAUAUAUGAUGAUAUGGAUGUGAAUCAGAGUUGAUCUUUCUUUUGCAUUGGGUAUGCCUUUAGUACAUUGAUUUUAUUCUUAUUUGUGAAUUUGUUUCCCUUUGGUAGCGUUGAGGUAAUAUUAAUUCAAUAUUUAUGCGUAGGAUUGUAGCUGUUGUGCUCAAAAGAAGUUGAUUUUGUAACACACAAAAUUCCGAGGU
Molecule: messenger RNA, 1048 nt
Organism: Camellia sinensis
Lineage: Eukaryota; Viridiplantae; Streptophyta; Magnoliopsida; Ericales; Theaceae
Source: RefSeq, a predicted model, not a curated record